AUGCCGGAGUGUUGGUGUUUCCCUUGGAGUCUCUUGAACCACCGGCACCCGACACCCCGUCGCCCCGACACCCGUCGCUGCGCCGAGUUUUUCACUGUGCCAACGUCGGUUUGGUUCGACAGCUGUUUGUGGGAGCGAUUCCGCUGGUGUCGUUCUGUGCCUAAAAUGGCCCAUCGACUGGACACAAAAGGCAGCUCCCUCGAAGAGGCGAAAGCGCGCGCCGCGCAGCGUGCCACCCAUCGUGCAGCUGCAGAGGUGGAAGGACAGCGUGCCGCGGGGCAGCUGGCAGCUCGGGCCAAAGGCCCAUUGCCUCAGAGCUCUUCAGAUCUGCAGACGGAGACCACAGGCCACUUGUUGGCGACGUUGCAGAUGAAGCUGAAGGAGCUGGACGAAGAAGUCAAGGCGGAUGAAAGAGGUGCAGAGGAGCUGAGGCGACAUUUACAACGUCUACAGCAGGAGCAUACAGAGCUCAAGAAGGAGAGAGAUCGGGCAGCUGCCUUAGUGGAGGGCUAUGAGGCUGGAUCAGUGACCUUCGACAAGGAGUAUAGCAAGCUGAUGGACAACUCAGACGAAACCUACAAGAUGGUGCGUAGCAAACACAAGGAGGCCAUGGGAAUUCUGCAAAAAGAAGACACCUUUGCUUAUCACCCUGCCUACAAAAGGCCAACGGACAAGUUCGAAGCUGCAUACUUCACUCCAGUGCCUCUCAAGAAGGCGGAGGAGAAGAAGAGCCCAGCCCAGCUGAAGGUAGAGCGAAUGAGAAAGCAAGGUACCCUCUCACAGGUGGGUGCAAGUGGGGCUGCCUCCAGCGGCUAG
Messenger RNA from Durusdinium trenchii, 816 nucleotides. The record is from the annotation of a GenBank genome assembly. Lineage: Eukaryota; Dinophyceae; Suessiales; Symbiodiniaceae.